AUGGCGGUCAUAUCGGAUAAUACGAGGAAACUGCAUCAACAACUGUUGUUGGUGGGUUUUUUGUAUUUUGAGCUGGAAUGGCUCGAUGCGUCGCGGUCGCGUUGCGGUUUCGAAUAGUUUUCCUUUCUUGAGCUUUUUUUCUCAUUUUUAUUCAUUUCGAGUCAAUGAUAAUAAUCCUUCUUUGAUUUGUAUCGUCAUCAUUGCACAGAGAAAAGCUUGAUGCUUACCAGGGAAUGGUUUUUGGACGCAAUGAGACUUCUGAAUGAAACCAACUUUUCUAGAUGUAGUUUUUCACUCUGAUAUAAAAUCUGGUCUCAAAAGUUGUCCAUUACGUCUGUGAAAAAAAGUUAUGGACCCUUAAAAGUUGAACUUCUCUUAUAUUUGGCGCUUUGAAAAAUCAUAUCUGCACUCCAAUUUUUUUUUUCAACUUUUAUGGGACCUUAACUUUUUUUACGGACGUAUUGGGAAAUUUUUGAGGCCACAUUUGAAAUCAGCGUGAAAAACUACAUCUAGAAAAGUUGAUCUCAUUCAGAAGUCUCACUGCUUCCCUGGCUAACGGUCUUUUGAACCGACCUAAAACGACUUGCGCUUCGUGGUUCCGGAAAGCGUGAUCAGACUGACUUCUUGAUCCAUUCCACAUGCUCUUUUAGACCCGAAAACCAGAUUCCAAGUUGAAAAUUUCUUUUUUUUUCUUCAGAAAACCUUGUUUCAACUCAAAUUUUAAGGUUAUCACAAUUCAAGCAUUUCUGCCAUGCUUCUUAAUAAUCGGCUUUUCGAUAUAUCUUCUGGAACAGUUCAGCAUCAUUAAGAGCGUUGCCACCGAAUUCCUAUCCAUGAUUUUCUUCGCGAUGCUCCCUUUGGCCAAUCCGAUCGUCGUUCUUCUCGGCGUCAAGCCCUACGCCUCGGCUGUUCGACGAAUAAUCGCCUUCGUCCUUCGGAAAAUGUUCAGAAUCAAACGUGAGUCCUCAUUCAUCCUUUCUUUCCAUUCGAGUUGCUCGUUUUAUUCAUUUUCCUUUUGUUUCCAGUCGGACCGAGGGAAAGUUCCGUCAAAGUCACCGUUGCUUCCGCCAGCUGA
Molecule: messenger RNA, 1075 nt
Organism: Caenorhabditis auriculariae
Lineage: Eukaryota; Metazoa; Nematoda; Chromadorea; Rhabditida; Rhabditidae
Source: the annotation of a GenBank genome assembly